UUAAAUCGCUCGGAACAUUUCGGCCAUGGCCGAGUUGUUACGAUUGUAUAACGAGGUCUAUCUCGAAGCUUUGUCGGAGGAGGCCGAGUUAUUACGAUUGUAUCGAGUUGUUCCCCUUCGCAUAAUUGUUAUCUGUGUCAGUCAACUUUCGUUUUAUUGGAAAGGGAUGAUUUGUGACGGCCUUUCCUGUUGAAAUGAUGCAGACAAUAUGACACUGUACGGGGUGAAGCCGGAAUACUAACUGAACUAUGUCUGCGGUCCCUGCUGUAUCGUAUAGGCUGUUUCCAUGGACAGUGUAUCCUAGGCCUGGCUUUUUCAGGGCGCAAUAUGUAGACCUCCAUCCAAGAUUCAGAAAGAUUAUUGAUUCACUGCCGGCAGUUGUUAAAAACCAAGGGCUUCUUAAUAAACUGGAUGCAGUAAAUGGACAACUAAAAGGAUCUCUGCGGAUAAAUGUUAUAAGCGACGCUGAUUUAUCAGUUAAACAGUACAUUCUAGAUGAGACAGUUUUACAAGAUACGGCUGGCAUCCUAGUGCCAUCGUCGCUUGAAAUAUGCGUUUGCUACAUACAUUGUGCAAAAUUAGAUGAUGCUUUUGCAAAGCAUAUUGACGAAGUGUUGCGGAGCCUCAUAAACGUGACAGGCAGCAGGUCAGCAGACACUGCGUUUCUUGCAUUCGAUUUCAACUGCCCAGUUUCCGAUGAAGAUAUUCAUCGAGUUACGAGUUAUGUUCUACAAAAGCUCGGGGUGCAAGCGGAAGGUCAUCGGAGACCGAAUUUGAAUAUUGUUUUCGUUGAAAAUGAAGUUUCAUUACCUUCAGCGAUAUCACAGUACUUAGAAAGUGAACUCGUUCAAGUUUUUCAUGACAUGUACUCAUUUGUACUGUCGCUCAUUCCAAAAGAAGGACAUAAGAGAUGUGUAACUACUUUGGAGGGCUACACACGAAGAAAGGGGGUGCACUCAGCCAUUCUUGCUUUUAUGAGUGAUGUACAUAUGCAGUUUGGGGAUGUCGAAGGAUUUACAGACGAACAUAUAAAACGGAUUUUAACACAGCUGGGACGCCUGUUCAGAUGCAGCAUAUUUACACCAUACCUGCAAAAUAAGUAUGGCAUCCCCUCAUGGAUUUGUUCUUCCGUCUUAGAUUCAAUACGGUUUGACGAUCGCUUUCAGACUAGCGUUACUGACGAAACCUGUAGAUUCAUCAUCAAGACUAUUGAAAAUGUACGAAGGGAAAUCAAGGAACCAAAUGAUUUUGGACUCCUGUUCGGAACCCAAACGAAAGAAAAACGUUUUAGCUGGGUAAGUCCCAAGUUGCUUACAGAUUUAAAAGGUUUGCUGAAAGAGGCUGAACAGAAAAUGGGAUCAGUUGCCAGAGUUGUGAGUGUUGUGAAGAAACUAGCGUUCGAAAUUGAAGGGUAUCUAGAACAAGCAAUCGGGAACGACUUCAGGCAUUAUGCAGAACCGCCUAUUGUACCAGCAGUUAUACGAAAGGAGAUUCUCAUGUUGAACUAUGUGUAUGCAGUUGGCACAGUGUAUAACGACUUCGUAGUAUACCUUAACGGAGAAGGCUGUCAAUCUAUGGAAACCGAAGAAUUGCAAGAGGACCAGUUUUCAACAUUGAAAGGGGUCGCAGAAUACGACAUUAAAGCAUUGAUGAAGAAACAUUGCACCUUCUUUCCGUACAAGAUUCAGGUUGUUUCGAGGCCUAUCAAGACAUUUGCUGAUAAUCACUACUUUCCUGGUUCGAAAAUUUCAAAAGUUGGCAGUAACGGAUGGGGAACGCUUGGCGGAUUUUUCCGGAAUGAACAUGGCUCCUUUGCAAUCACCUGCGACCAUGUGCUUGAGUGCGUGAAUGAGGCGGAGAUGAUCGAGAUUCACGACGUGACAUUAGGCCCCGCGGUAAUUGGGUUGACCUCGCGAGAUAUGAGUGUGCGCGCGGGAGAAAAUAUUAAUUUCAGUUUGGUAGAUAUUGCAGCAAUAAAAAUGAACGAAUGUGAUAAAUGCACAUUAGAGUUUUUGGAUGCAGAUUCCAAGCUUAGAGUGGCGGAGCGUUUCGAAGGAAAUUCGUCAAAUUUACGUAGACGUACGGCUUUUAAACACGGGGCAAAAUCUUCUCUUACGACUGGUAUUAUUGUAUCCGGUGAUUUUGAAAUGAGUUCGACAGAUUGUACGAGCAAUUAUGUUGUUCUCAUAGAAGACAAACCUGGUUCAGCGGAAAGAUUUGCCAUGCAAGGCGAUAGCGGUUCUGUCAUUUGCGUGAUUGAACUUGACGACCACAGUGCAAGACAACCCAGGAUGUUCCUUGUGUCCAUUUUGUUUGGAGGUGAAAUGCAGAUGUUUGCGGAGACUUUUGAUAACAUUGAAGAAGCAGAACCGCAGGUACCUGAACUGCAGGUACCUGAAAACACCGUUUCCGUCCGACUGAAUGUUGCUUUGAAGGCUCUUUGGGCAAAGAACCAACAUUUGGGAUUUCUGUAAAUUCGAGUAUUUCUCCAAAUUUCUCCAGAACUAAACUUAAGAAAGUCGUCUUUAUCUUAAACUAUAACGUUUUUUAUACGUUUUUCAUCAUGUUCCUGGAUAUAAUUUGGAGUGACAUGUUUCUUUACGUCGUGAAAGUUUAUUUCUUUGAUUUUUAGCUCGACUAUUCGAGGAAUAGGUGGGCUAUACUACUCGACCCAGCGUCGGCGUCGGCGUCCGGUUUAAGUUUUAGGGCAAGUUGGGAUUUUAACAUAUAAGUCCAAUACCUUUCAUUCAAUUGCGGUAAUACUUCACACAGUUGUUCAGGGCCAUCCCAUGAUGAGGUUAGAUAACUCCAUAUUAUUCUUUACACAGAUUAUGGCCCCUGGUUGACUAUGAAAUUUAAAUUCAAGUUUUAGGGCAGUUGGGAUAUUUAUAAAUAGCUUCUAUACCCUUGUUCAAUUGACCUAAUACUUUACACAGUUGUUCAGGACCAUCACACAAUGAGGUUACAUAACUCCAUAUUAUCCUUAAUACAAGUUAUGGUCCCUGAUUGACUUAGGUUAAAGUUUUAGGGCAAGUUGGGAUUUUCACUUAAAACUCCAAUACCAUUCAUUCAAUUGACUUAAUACUUCACACAGUUGUUCAGAGUCAUCACAUAAUGAGGUUAGAUAACUCCAUAUUAUCUUUUAUACAAAUUAUGGCCCCUAAUUAACUAUGGAACUUAGGUUAUUAUUUAUUAAGAACUUCUAUACCCUUCAUUCAAUUGACUUAAUACUUCACACAAUUGUUCAGGACCAUCACCCAAUGAGGUUACAUAACUCCAUUUCCUUAAUACAUGUUAUGGCCCCUGAUUGACUUAGGUUAAAGUUUUAGGCAAGUAAAAAGUUAAGGGCAAGUUGGGUUUUUAAUAAAAAAAACCUUCUAUACCUUUCAUUCAAUGCACUUAAUAAUAUUCAAAAUUAUUGACGACCAUCUUACAACAAGCAACAUAACUCCAUUUUAACCCUAAAUACAAAUUAUGUCCCUUAAAUAUUUUUUUUUAUAAUUUCUUUUGACAGGCACAUUUUUUUCAUUCUUAACCAAUGGAAAACAAGGACGGCUAUCCUAUAUAUGGCCCUUGAUUUUUUUAAAAAUUUCUUUUGAAAGGCAUACUUGUAUAUUCUUUACCACAUUUUCAUUAUGGGAAAUCAAGUUAUUUGAAUGACUUGCGGCAUUUUUCGGGUGGUGGGAGGAUAGCAUUAAAGUCACCUUAUGUAUUGAAUAAUUUUAGUUAGGUUUGACAUAAAUACACUAAACUUGGUAAUAUUACAUCGUUAUUGUAUUCACUUCUAAGUCAAAGCGGCGAAGUCGAGCGCGCUGUCUUACGACAGCUCUUGUUUUUUUACCUGCAACUAAAAUUGCAAGAAGGAAACGACCAGAUAAAUUAUUUGGUAACGAUUACUUUAUUAAAUUGCUUGAUUGUAUAUCAAUGAUUACGUUACACGUUUGCUUCCUUUACAAUGUUUGCUUUGUUGAUUUUCUUUAAUUAUUUAAAAAGUGAAUACAAUCCAGGAGAAGAUUCUCUGAUUUUUGUAUAUUGCCGCGAUUUGCAAAAAAACAUGAUUUUAAAAAUAUGGUAAACGACUUCCUUAUUGUAUUUAAAACGAUGUUUUAUGUAACGUUUUCCUAUCAUAUAUCAUUGAAGUCGUUAAGACAUUUCGCCAGAGAUUUUGGUUCAUUCUUAAUGUAAACUACGUUGGGGGGGGGGGGGGGGUGCGUAAAACAUUUUAUUAUCUACUACACUAAUGGGUCAUGCGCCAAUACAGAUCACAGAUACUUGAAUGUAUAAUGCAGAUCCCAACAGCUGCCUAUGGCUUACUUGUAUAUACAUGUAGUUGCCUGUGGCCUCAGCUGGGUAAAAUCAGUCUUGAUCCUGAAAAUGAAAAAAUACAACAUUUUAUUGGCUGCUUAUGACGUCAUGGGACACACUACAACUAGUAAUCAUGAUUUGACAAUAUUUCAACUUUCUAUAAAAUAAAAAAAACCCACAAGGGUUAUAUAAUCGACCUUUAUAUAACCCAAGACUGUUUUUACCCAGCUGAGGCCACAGGCAACUAUUUAAAGUAAGCCAGGGGCAGCUGUGGGGAUCGGCAUCAUACAUUCAAGUCUCUGUGAUACAGAUAUCCACAGCGAAUAAUGAGUUCAUCGAUAAAAUUAUGCACGGUGCCCUUAAUUUAUCUUUUUAAGAAAAAAACUCACCCAAAAUCAUGUUAACGGGAAAUAGGGAUGCAUCCUAAUCUAUAUUUUUAAAGAUAUCGGCUCUUUCAUAUAUAAUUAUUCGACAGCCUUUAUUCUUUAUCUGGCCAAUGGAAUGUCUUGUUAUUAUAUUGUUAUUAUUUUUUUCUGCUGACGAAUAUAUGAAGCGCUGUCGAAUACUGAGGACCACCUAUACUUACUGAGUACCACUUAUACUAACACUUGUUCAUUUGAUGCCCUUGUGUAUUAAUUCAUUUGUUAAUAAUUACAACUUUUUACCAAUAAACCUAGAUUUUCAUGACUUUGAAUA
Molecule: messenger RNA, 5001 nt
Organism: Mya arenaria
Lineage: Eukaryota; Metazoa; Mollusca; Bivalvia; Myida; Myidae
Exons: 5
Coding region: 249-2474 (741 amino acids)
Source: RefSeq, a predicted model, not a curated record